AUGUCUUCACAGACCUUUGCAUUGCUGUUACGCAUGUGUUCAGGUGUUCUUGCAGGUGACUGGUCAGUGGCUCUCUCCUCGGCUCCUACCUGUGCUGCCGUGGGUUCGACUGUAGUCCUCCCUUGUUCCUACGAUUUCCCCCAGAGCUUCAGCAACAAAAGCAGAAAAGGGCAGCCCUCCGGCCAGUCAGGAGUGGAGGAGGAAUACAAAGUUCUGUCUGAGAUGUGGUGUCUGGGAGAGGGUCGCUGUAUCACUCCAAGCUAUGUGUACCAUAGCGACAGUAUCUUCCCAGAUCCAGCCUACCAGGACAGAGUGGAGUACCUGGGAGAACGUGGGAAUAAAAACUGUUCUUUAAGGAUCUCCAAGCUGAGACAGAAUGACAGUGGAAACUAUGUGUUUUACCUCAUCACCAGUCACCCCACACAGAAAAUGCCUGAACAGAGCGGCAUACAGCUCCUGGUGGCGGACUCCUUGACUGCAGUCACAGCAUUGGUCAGUCCUAGUGGCAAUGUCACAGAAGGUUCACCUCUAAGUCUGUUUUGCUGCAGCCAGGAAACCAAUCCAGAGCACCGUUACAGAUGGUACAAAGACUCGAGUCCCGCCCCAGGUCAUGAUGGACAGGUUUGGAGCAUGACCAACAUCUCAACUGAUGAAGCUGGCAGUUACUAUUGCCAGGUCCAAACUGGAGAUGGAGCACAGAGCUCACCAAAAAUCAGCAUUGAUGUACAGUAUCCUCCUCGCCAAACAUCUGUGACUUUAUUUCCUGGUGGGGAGCUACAAGGUGAGGGGUCAGCUGUAACACUGACCUGCAGCAGUGAUGCCAACCCACCAGUCAACACAUACACCUGGUACCAGGGUCCAGGGUGUUUUGGUUCUCAGCAAACGAAACCCCUCGCUUCACCCAAAGGGACUGGCCACACUUUCCACAUUGCUAACACCACCAUGGAGGAAAUGGAGCAUUUCUGCUGCGUCGCAAGCAACAGACAUGGAUCACAGAAGUACACUUUGACAGUAAGAGCCCAGAGGGAUUCAAAAGGAUGGAGACUGGUGAUAGUAACUGCGACCAUUGUUGCCCUACUUGUUCUCAUAGGGAUAAUGGCAUUUAUAGCACGAAGACGGAGGGCAGUCUCCAGUCAGUCCUAUAUCCUGACUGCUACAACCACCACAGUGCCUUAAGUCCUUCACAAGCGUCAUCGAUC
Lampris incognitus (smalleye Pacific opah) is the source of this 1199-nucleotide messenger RNA. RefSeq names its product cd22 molecule (gene cd22). Lineage: Eukaryota; Metazoa; Chordata; Actinopteri; Lampriformes; Lampridae. Bases 1 to 1176 code for a protein of 391 amino acids. The transcript is spliced from 7 exons. The record is from RefSeq and is a predicted model, not a curated record.